AUGGAUUUACAACAUUCUAAAUCUUAUGCAGCAUUGACUUAGUAGAGUAGCUAGCUAUUUAAACCAAAGCAACUCUCGUUUAAAUAAUAGAUGGGUAUAUAAUAAGAUCAAUAAUCCAGCAUAGUAGCCUACGCAGACUCAUAGAUUAUAGAUACAGGCACUUACGACGCCAACAAUGACAGAAUCCCUUAUCUAAAUUAGCAACUUUAUUCAUUUAAAUCCUACAGAAUAUCCACUGAAAUGAUAAAUGGAUCUCCUAUUGAUCAAAUAUAAUUGAUAUUGAGGGAAAACGAGAAUUUAAAACGAUCAUUAAACCAAAAAUAGUAGAUUAUAGAAUCCUUAAAUCGAAGUCGCAAAGUUAAACCAAGAUUGGACUUCAGUGACUUUAAAAAGAACUCUAGAUCUCUUGUUCAACCGUAAAGUUAGCAGGAAUCCAUCAAACCGAAGAAUGUUGAAAUAAAAUAGUCCAUCUCUUAAAAUUAUAAUAAACGCAUUAAAUUGCCAAAAAUAGAGGAUUCCAUACCAACCAAGGAGGAUGAAUGUAAUUUCACAUUUGCCAAUAAUUUUUUCAACAAUAAUACUUGCAAAAAUUAAAAGAUCAACUUCAAAUAAGUGUUUACAUAGUCUCAUUUGAAGAAAAAAUUUUUCACUUGA
Molecule: messenger RNA, 654 nt
Organism: Paramecium tetraurelia
Lineage: Eukaryota; Ciliophora; Oligohymenophorea; Peniculida; Parameciidae
Exons: 2
Source: RefSeq, a predicted model, not a curated record